Messenger RNA from Saprolegnia parasitica CBS 223.65, 2026 nucleotides. RefSeq names its product STE/STE7/MEK1 protein kinase. The record is from RefSeq and is a predicted model, not a curated record. Lineage: Eukaryota; Oomycota; Saprolegniomycetes; Saprolegniales; Saprolegniaceae. Bases 1 to 2001 code for a protein of 666 amino acids. The transcript is spliced from 14 exons. Gene Ontology annotation, molecular function: ATP binding; MAP kinase kinase activity. Gene Ontology annotation, biological process: MAPK cascade; protein phosphorylation.
AUGAGCAGCGAAAAAAAGACCUCGCCAAAGCACCGUCACACGGAGGCGGACUUUGGCAAGCUCCCGAGCCCGUCGUCGCCGCGUGAGGGCAGCCCGCCGAGGAACCUCCCGCCCAUGCUUGCGAUGCCCAAGCCCAAGCCUUGCUUCAACUCGCCGGCAUUCCCGCAGGUGCAAACGCGGCCCCAGUCGCCGACGGGCUCGCCCUCCAAGAAGCUGCCGCCGCCGCCCGAGAAGUACCACGCACUCCAUGGCGGCCCCAUUGACCCAAACAGCCGCGUCUUUGCGCCAGGAAAAGGCGAGUCCAAGACGACGCACCUGCCCAAGCCCGAAAAGUUAAAGGCCAAAGCCACCAGCUCGUUUUGCGACGCCAAGCAGACCGAGCCGGCGCCGCAUCGGGUCAAGAGUGUGCAGAGCCUCGCGACCGAGAUCCGGCGGCUUCGCUCGCGCACGCACAACACGGAAGCCGACGACGACGACGAGAGCGAUGCCAAGCACGCGAAACCGGCGGCACCUCGUUGCGAGUCGCCACCCAAGCGGUCGGUCGGCGCGUGUCGGCCCAACUUCAAUUUACAGCUGGACGUGUCCCCCAAGCAGCGGGUGCUGCAGUUGGACAUCGCCGACUCGGUCCGCGGACACGCUGACGACGUCAAGGCGGCGAAAUCCAAGAAGCGCGACGCGUUCGGCCUCAACUUGGAGCUCGAGUUGGAGCUCGACGAGCCGAGUCUGGAGAAGUCUUACGACCUCUCGGCGUCGGGGACGUUUGACGUGGUGGAUUUCCAGAUCAAGCAGACAGGGAUCGCGCACCACUUGUCGCCGACGCCCAGCAGCGGUCCGUCGUCGCCUCGCAGCAACAUGAAGAAGCAGCUCAUCAAACUCGGCGUGCUCGGCAAAGGCGCGAGCGGCGUCGUCCACAAGGCGCUGCACGUUCCAUCGCUCUUGCUCGUCGCGGUCAAAGUCAUUCCAGUCUUUGAGAAUGAAAAGCGCCAUCAGCUCAUCGCAGAAGUCAAGACGCUCUACAACAACAUGUCGUCGCUCACCGACGAGCGCAAGGUCGCGUGCCCCGAGAUCGUGUGCCUCUACGACGCCUUUAUGAACCCAAACGAAGGCAACGUGUCGAUCGUCGUCGAGUACAUGGACGGCGGGAGUCUCCAGGACAUUGUCGACACGGGCGGUUGCACGUCCGAGAGCGUCCUUGCCAACAUAGCGUUUCGCGUCUUGAAAGGCCUCCGCUUCCUCCACGAGCACCACCAACUGCAUCGCGACAUCAAGCCCAGCAACCUCCUCAUCAACCACUUUGGCGACGUCAAGGUGUCGGACUUUGGCAUUGCCAAAGAAAUGGAAAACUCGGUGGCGAAAGCCACAACAUUUGUGGGCACGCUGACGUACAUGUCCCCCGAGCGCAUUGCGAGCGAAGCGUACUCGUACAAGUCGGACGUGUGGUCCUUUGGGCUCUCCAUCAUGACGUGUGCGCUCGGACACUACCCGUAUGCGACCAAAGGCGGGUACUGGGAGCUCCUCCACAGCAUCCGUAACGAGCCGCCGCCCAAGCUGCCCAGUAGCAGCGGCUUCUCGGGGGACUUUCGUGAUUUUCUGGACAAGUGCUUGGCCAAGGACCAGAACGACCGGUGGAGUGUGAAGCAGUUGCUCGAACACAGUUUUUUGCGCGAGUGUCGGUGCGAGUUUGGCGCGGCCAGCCCGUUCACCGCGCGCGGCAAAGACGACGACGAAGACGACGCGGACAGCAGCCUCGAGCUCGACGUGAUCGUGCCCAAGCUCAUGGACCACUACUUCAAGGCGGCGCGGGAGCUGGUUCUCGACCAAGCCUACUCGUACGACGACAUUAUCGCGUGGCUCAAGCUCCUCCCGGCCAUGCAAAACAGCAAACUCAACCGAUUCGCUGACCAAGUCGGUUGCCCGCGCCGCGGCGUCUACAAGAAGCUCGAGCACGCGAUGAACCUUCUCCUCGAGCGGAUCAAGGACGCGCUCUUUGACGACGAGUAAAUUGUCGAUAACUAUCAACCCGCUG